CACAUGCCUUAAAUAUGCAAAGAAAUUAUUUCACUCCUGUUAUCACUUUAUAAAAUGGCGAAGAAAAAAAUUGUUACGUUACCAAAAAAAGUUUUUCGAAUACUGAAGAAGUUGGGAAUCUUUGGAUACAGUAAGAAAAACAAUAUAUUUGGGCUCAAUCCCCUCGUCGUUUCUACACUUUUUAUCGUCCUCAUCUUGCUAGUAGCAGCUUUAGCAAGAAAAUUAGUAAAAUCAAUUUUUGGUGAAUCCCCAGGAAUUAUAAAAGACUUGUUGUUAGAAUUCAUAGCGACCAUAGAGUUAUGUGCAGCUUGUUUCGAAUUGAUCAUAGUGGCAGAUAAUUGGGGUAUAUCAGCUUACGCCACAUAUCUGUUCCUCCUGACUCUAUGGUGGUCAUCAAAAUGGGGAACUGCAUCAGCUUGCCCCUACAACGCAAUCGAAGAAGUGGUAGAGGGUAGUAGAAGACUACCUCACGCGAUUCUCAUCGUAUUGUCACAAACCCUCGGAGGACUAGUAACUUUCAGUUUUGUCCAACCCAUAUGGGAAUUGGAACUGGUGGAAACUCACGUAGACAAAGCUUUCGAAGACUGUACAGCAGACCUCCAAGUUGAUAUGAUAACAGGAGCUUUGAUAGAAGGUUUCGCCACUUGCUUGUGUAGACUCGUUUCCAGAGCUUUGACUGAGAGCGAAGCCAAACUGGGAAAUAUUUUGGACGCGUUUUUUGGCACCAUGAUGGUUGUUGCAGCAUUCAACCAUUCUGGAGGAUACUUCAAUCCAGCUCUGGCCACUUCUUUGAAAUUGGGAUGUGAAGGCAAUACCGUCAUUGAACACGUGGUUGUUUACUGGGUGGGAGCAUCGUUAGGAUCAAUUGCAUCAGUUUUCCUGUUCAAAUCGAAGAACGUACAAAAAUAUAUAGGGAAACUCAGGACUAGCAAGAUCGAUUGAAAUACAGUGAACAAAGUUGUGAAGACUCUUAUAUAUAUGUAGGUACCAAUAAUAAAUGGACCCUUCCG
Molecule: messenger RNA, 1010 nt
Organism: Phaedon cochleariae (mustard beetle)
Lineage: Eukaryota; Metazoa; Arthropoda; Insecta; Coleoptera; Chrysomelidae
Source: the annotation of a GenBank genome assembly